Messenger RNA from Vidua macroura (Pin-tailed whydah), 3263 nucleotides. It is a transcript of the gene UBL7, whose product is annotated as ubiquitin like 7. The coding region runs from base 28 to 1170 and encodes 380 amino acids. The transcript is spliced from 12 exons. Gene Ontology annotation, cellular component: cytosol. Gene Ontology annotation, molecular function: polyubiquitin modification-dependent protein binding. Lineage: Eukaryota; Metazoa; Chordata; Aves; Passeriformes; Viduidae. Gene Ontology annotation, biological process: ubiquitin-dependent protein catabolic process. The record is from RefSeq and is a predicted model, not a curated record.
GGGGUGAGGUAGCGCGGAGCUCGCGCCAUGGCCCUGCCGGAGUGGCACAUCGCCGUGAAGCUGGCCGAGCAGCCGCUGGCCCCCAAAUCCAUCCUGCGCCUGCCGGAGACCGAGCUGGGCGAGUGCCCGCUGGGCGGCUGCAGCAUCUCGCACCUCAAGCAGCUGAUCACGGGCAAGCUGCAGGAAUCCAUGCCGGACCCCGAGCUCAUCGACCUGAUCUACUGUGGCCGGAAGCUGAGGGAUGACCAGACCCUGGAUUUUUAUGGAAUCCAGUCUGGCUCCACUGUCCAUGUCCUGCGCAAGUCCUGGCCUGAGCCUGACCAGAAACCAGAGCCCGUGGAUAAGGUGGCAGCAGUCCGGGAAUUCCGUGUCCUGCACACUGCCCUGCACAGCAGCCCUGCCUACAGAGAUGCUGUCUUCAAGAUGCUGGGAAACAAGGAAUCCCUGGAUCAGAUCAUUGUGGCUACUCCUGGCCUCAGCAGCGACCCCGUGGCUCUGGGAGUUCUGCAGGACAAGGAUCUGUUUUCUGUGUUUGCAGACCCCAACAUGCUGGACACGCUGAUCCCCGCUCACCCUGCCCUGGUGAACGCCAUCGUGCUGGUGCUGCACUCGGUGGCGGGCAGCACCCCCCUGCCAGCCCCGGACACGUCCUCGCGGGCCAUGGCCCUGAGCUCCUACCGGGACAUGCCAGGUGGCUUUCUCUUUGAGGGGCUCUCUGAUGAUGAAGAUGAUUUCCACCAGAGCACGAGGUCCACCCCUUCCAGCAGCACGUCCGGCUCGCGCCCGGCCUCGCUGGGCUACGCGGGGGCGGCGGGGCCCCGGCCCAUCACCCAGAGCGAGCUGGCCACGGCCCUGGCACUGGCCAGCACCCCCGAGAGCAGCUCCCACACACCCACCCCGGGCACACAGGGCCACUCUUCCGGGACGUCCCCGAUGUCAUCCAGUGUCCAGUCGGGGACACCCAUCACCAACGACCUGUUCAGCCAGGCCCUGCAGCACGCCCUGCAGGCCUCGGGGCAGCCCAGCCUCCAGAGCCAGUGGCAGCCCCAGCUGCAGCAGCUGCGAGACAUGGGAAUCCACGACGACGAGCUGAGCCUGCGGGCCCUGCAGGCCACAGGAGGGGACAUCCAGGCUGCCCUGGAGCUCAUCUUUGCUGGGGGGGCCCCCUAAACCUUCUGCUGGACUGUGCUGCCCUGGCGUGCAGAGGAGCACAGCACACAGGGAAGGAAGGCUGAGGAACUGCAGAGCACUCUGACCUGCUGGAACCUCACAGGGAUGUGGAGCUGACAUGGAGCUCUCACGGUGGGAGUGUGGUGAGCAGAGCCACCCAUUCCUGUUCUUUCUGUUGGUCUAACCUUGUUUAACUGGGUGAGACUCCACACUGGAUUUUGUUAACUCUUUGCCUCUUUGGCACCCCUGCCUCGUUUCCUGCCCCACCAGUGAGUUCCCUCUUGUGGGAAAUGAAUUUGUAGAAAAUUCUCCCAAGUUUGAUAGAAAUUUGAGAUUUGUUCACAUGCAAAUAGUAUGUUUACAUGAUAUGUAGGUUUAAAUAAUAUGUAAACAAAAUUAGUAGGUUUACAUAGUAUUUGUAUGUAAACAAAUACCAAACUUCUACCAAACUUGGGGAAUUUUCUACAAAUUCAUUUCCCACGCCCUCUGGGGAUGUGACACCUUCAGGUGAUGCUCCACGGGGGGGUUUGGUGACAAGGGUGGGCUGUGGCCAGUCCUCAGGCAGGACCUGUGGCCAGUAAAUCUCGUUGUGACACUGGCCUGGCCUGCCAGUCCUCAGGCAGGACCUGUGGCCAGUAAAUCAUGUUGUGACACUGGCCUGGCCUGCCAGUCCUCAGGCAGGACCUGUGACCAGUAAAUCUCGUUGUGACACUGGCCUGGAAGGGCCCCUGGGCUUUCCUCUGGAGGUACAGGAAGAAGGGAAGUCCCAGCUGGGGUUUUGUGCUGCUCUCAAAAUCACUGAGUGCAAAUCAGCUCGGUCACGAGUUCCCUUCUGGCCAAAUCUCUUGGGAAAUCUUUUCUGGGGGGUGAAAUCUACUGGGAGAUCUCAUUUUGGAGGCACGUGGCUCCUCCACCCCUUUCCUGAGUGGUUUGUAAAGCCCUGGGGGUGGCUCUGAGCUCGUUUGGGCCCCUUUGGUGCUGGUUGUGUUGUGCUGUGCUUGGCAGAACCCAGGGGCGAAGUUGUGCCAACUGCUCAGAGCCCCCAGACUCAAUCCAGCUUGAAGAGGUGAGCUGCAGAGCUGGAAGAUCCCAAACUCUGCAGGGCUGUGGCCUUGGGGACGGAUGGUUGGGGUUUUUUGGUUGCUGCCUGCCUGGAACGUGAGCUGGGAGGGAGAAUUUGGGUGUGGAGAGCAGAAAAUGCAGCAGCUGAUAAAGGAUCUGCUCUGCUCGCUUCCCUCCUCACGCUGUCAGCUGGGGAAUGAAGGGUCUGUCAGCACCAUGAGAAGCUGUGAGGGGGAUUUCACUGAUUCCCACUCCAAACCCAGCCUUCUCAGGCAGCCUGUUCCCAAAAUGAGGAUUGGAGCUCUGAUCUUCCAAAAGUUCUGUCACAACCUCCCAGGACAUCAGUCCCUUCCACAGGUUUAGCACGGGAUUUUCCAGGUACAGCAUCCCACUCCUGUCUGGGAAGGGUGAUGGAAAAGGGGAUGAGGAACAUCCUCAUCCUUUGUCCAGCUGAUCCCAGUGGAAAAGGGGAUGAGGAACAUCCUCAUCCUUUGUCCAGCUGAUCCCAAUGGAAAAGGGGCAUGAGGAACAUCCUCAUCCUCUGUCCAGCUCAUCCCAAUCUUCUCUGGGAAGAGAUGGAUGAUGGAAAGGGGGAUGGAAAAGAGGUGAUGAGGAACAUCCUCAUCCUUUGUCCAGCUCAUCCCACUCUUGUCUGGGAAUGGAUGAUGGAAAAGGGGCAUGAGGAACAUCCUCAUCCUUUGUCCAGCUGAUCCCAAUGGAAAAGGGGCAUGAGGAACAUCCUCAUCCUCUGUCCAGCUCAGCAGGGUCCCUCUGGCAGUGUCACACCUGCUUUGUGGCACAGCAAAGGUCCUGCCUGGCUUAGCCAGGACUGAGAUUUCUCUUGUUGUUCCUUUUUUCCUUGGAAGAUCUGCCCGUGUUGGUGCUUCCAAGGGUCACAUUCCUGGCCGAGGGAAGGUAACAGAUCUGUUUUUGUGGAUAAAAUCACCACAUGCCUGCUCGGGUGCCAAGUGCAAUCCGAGCUCUCUGGGUUGCCUGGGCCACAAACAUGAUGAAUAAAACUGUUCCUCUUG